Molecule: messenger RNA, 1401 nt
Organism: Ostertagia ostertagi
Lineage: Eukaryota; Metazoa; Nematoda; Chromadorea; Rhabditida; Trichostrongylidae
Source: the annotation of a GenBank genome assembly
AUGACCACACUUUCGAAGGCUGAAUACCUACAAAGGUUGCGUAUUGUGGAAGAUGAUGCUUUUAUAGCAGUUUCUGCAAAUUACAAGGAUUACGACACAGAUGAGGAAAAGGAGGAUAUAGAAAUCAUUGAAAGCAUAACGAGACAGGUAGAGGCGAAGGCUAGAGAAGCGCCAAAGUUGCGUAUUGUGGAAGAUGAUGCUUUUAUAGCAGUUUCUGCAAAUUACAAGGAUUACGACACAGAUGAGGAAAAGGAGGAUAUAGAAAUCAUUGAAAGCAUAACGAGACAGGUAGAGGCGAAGGCUAGAGAAGCGCCAAAGUUCAGAAGCUCUUUCCAACCACUUGACGAGGUCAAACAAGAACCUGGAUCACCAUCAGUUGCAGAAAGUCGAACUAAAGGACCUGAAUCUAGCAGUUCCUCAAGACAGAAUGGUGAACCUGAAGCGCGUUCAUCAAAAAGACGGCACGAUUCUGACCGGUCAAAAUCUCCCCAGCGUGGUAGGUCUCUAUUUCCUUUUGGAAUGGGACCUGGUUCACAUUUUGUACUUCUAGACAAGUCAUCGAGAGUAGAACGACGCCAUGCAGACAGGUCGCCUUCCAGGAAACGUGAUGAUUCUCAAGCACAUUCCAAGAGGCGCCGACAUGACUCCGAUCAGUCACCACCAAGACAAACUGAAAGAUCAUCGCGAAGAGGGCGAGACUCUAGCUCCGACGUUUCACCUCCUCGUAAGCAAAGAACUUCUGGGAAGAACGUCUCGGUGAAGGUGGAAGUGGACUCAGAUCAAUCUCCCCCAAGGAAAGGUAUAGCUGGAUUGCAAUCAGCGGCCGAUCUUAAAAAAGAAGCAGAAAAGCUCCGUGAACGUGAAGCAAAGAUGUUCGAGGAAAUGGAUGCUUCGAUAAGUGGCCGAAAUGCAGAAACUACCGUGCGGCAAAAACAAGUGCGAAAAGGACGUGAGAAACCAGAAGACAAAGAGAGAAAGGAGCGUGAAGCUAAAAAACAAGCGGAACUUCAAGCAAAGUACGAGCUGUGGAACAAAGGAGUGGCUCAGGCAGAGCGGCGAGCAGAACAACUGGACGAGAUGGCUCGUGUAGCAGCUGAGCCAUUAGCGAGAAUGGCUGAUGAUGUUGAAAUGAACCGGCAUCUGAAAGAAGAGAUUCACGAGGAGGACCCAAUGGCAGUGAUGUUGAAGAGCAAGAAACGAAAGCAAGCGCUCAAUCGUGGAGAUCUGGUGUAUCCGACGUAUCAAGGCGAGUGUCCGCCAAAUCGCUUUGGAAUACGGCCCGGCUAUCGUUGGGACGGAGUGGACCGGUCGAACGGUUUCGAGGCGCGACUAGCACAAGCGAAGAAUAGAAAGAAUGCUCAAGAAAGAGAAUACUAUCAAAAUCUCCAGACGUAUGAGUAG